Syngnathus acus (greater pipefish) is the source of this 978-nucleotide messenger RNA. It is a transcript of the gene snrnp27, whose product is annotated as small nuclear ribonucleoprotein 27 (U4/U6.U5). The transcript has 6 exons. The coding region runs from base 140 to 601 and encodes 153 amino acids. NCBI's taxonomy places the organism in Eukaryota, Metazoa, Chordata, Actinopteri, Syngnathiformes, Syngnathidae. The record is from RefSeq and is a predicted model, not a curated record. Gene Ontology annotation, cellular component: precatalytic spliceosome. Gene Ontology annotation, biological process: RNA splicing.
AGUUAUGAAUGGACACAGCGGAAUCUGUUAUGAUGGCGCACGGUGAACGAUUCAAUAGUAAUUUCGAGUAACUCUUUGUCCUGCGGUUCUGUUGAGCGCUAUACCUUCUACUCUUUGGCGAAAUAUUUGACUCGUUAAAAUGGGAAGGAGCAGGAGUCGUUCUCCUCCUAGGCGUGAACGGAGGCGUUCCCGCUCAAUUUCACGAGAACGUGAUCGAAGGCGAAGGGAUCGGUCACGGGAUCGUGACAGAGAAAGGAGAAGAAGUCGUUCCAGAUCUCCCCACAGGAGACGUUCAAGGUCUCCGCGACGCCAUCGCUCCUCCUCUCUUUCACCUAUGAGACAAAAAGACAGACGUGAAGAUGACCGUAAAGACAGGGCAUCAAAGCCCAUUGAAAUAUCAGCUGAGGACAUGCAAGGCAAAACCGAAGAAGAAAUUGAGAUGAUGAAACUUAUGGGAUUUUCAACAUUUGACUCAACUAAGGGGAAGAAAAGUGAAAGCGCUACCAAUGCAUAUGCUGUCAACACCACCAUGAAAAGAAAAUACAGGCAAUACAUGAACAGAAAGGGUGGAUUCAACAGACCACUGGACUUCAUUGCAUGAAAUAUUUUGCUACUAUCCUCUUGAAAUGUAAAUUUGUUGUACUUGACAAAAUCAGGAUGUUUCGUGCUGUUUGGUUUUAUUUUCGUGACCUUUUGUUGUUGUGUAGGACUUUACCAUAUACAUAUACAUUUUUGAUUAAUGGGAGACAUUAAUGUUGUCUCCGUGAUUCUAUUACACCACAUUUUGGUAUUGAUGCAUGGUUCAUGGCAAACAUGAGGUACACAAAAACUCAUGUUGUUCUAUAUUUACUUAUAAGUUUAGUUAUGUAAAACAAAAGUCUACUGAAGGUAGUGUUCUUACUUUUCAAACUGAAACAAUUGGAUGCAGUGAUAAUGUCAACUGUUUAAAUCAAUAAAACACAUUUUCUUCAGUACUGA